UGAGAUCUGCCGGGCAGCAGGCAUAUUCCUACCCCUAAACCGUACUCUUUGCGUCAUCCUUCUGAUCGGUGUAUCAUCCGCCGUUAAUAUUGGACUCAGUUCAUUCACAAUUCCGGCAAUCUAUUUCGUGGUCAUAUUAUUUCCCACGGAUAUUUUCUCUUCAACUUCCUAUUCCCAAACUCGGUUAAAACUGAAGCUUCAUCUAUACGAUCCGUCGUUACUCUCACUAAUUUUAAGCGAUUAUGGAUUUAGACGGCGGCGGCAACAGGCGCGUCUACAACCGGCCCGGAACAGACUCCUCCAAAAACCAAAAAGUCUGUUUCCAUUGGCGGGCCGGUAAGUGCACCCGUUUACCUUGCCCUUUCUUGCACAGCGAAUCGUCCCAUCCUUCGGGCUCCGCCGCCACCGAUAACGGAUCGGGUGCCCCCAAACGGUACUCCGAUGAUUACGGAUUCUCGGGUCAGCCCCCCAGACGAGGCUCGAACUUCCAAAAUAACCAUCAUCAUAAUAGUUGGGGGAGAAUGGGAGCUAAUAAGGUGGUUAGAAAAACGGAGAAAGUAUGUAAUUAUUGGGUGCGAGGUAACUGUAGUUACGGAGAUAAGUGUAAGUUUUUACAUUCAUGGAGUUUUGGGGAAGGUUUUAGUAUGUUGAAUCACCUCGAUGGGCACCAGAAACUUGUUAGUGGAAUUGUGUUGCCAGUAGGUAUGGAUAAGCUUUUCACGGUAAGUAAAGAUGAGACUUUGAGGGCUUGGGAUACUAACUCUGGUCAGUGUACGGGUGUGAUUAAUCUUGGUGGUGAAGUUGGUUGCAUGAUCAGUGAAGGUCCUUGGCUGUUUGUUGGCUUACCAAAUGCUGUCAAAGUAUGGAACACCCAAACUAACCAAGACCUUACUCUUAGUGGACCUGCUGGGCAAGUUCAUGCUAUGGUUGUCUUUAAUGAUUUGCUCUUCGCUGGCACACAGGAUGGUAUAUUGGUAUGGAAAUUUAAUGCUGUCACAAACGCCUUUGAACCAGUGGCAUCACUUAAGGGUCAUACCCGUCCUGUUGUAUCGUUAAUCGUUGGAGCUAAUAGACUCUACUCGGGCUCCAUGGACCAUUCUAUAAAGGUCUGGAGUCUUGAAACUUUGCAGUGUAUACAGACUCUGACAGAGCAUAAUGAUGUUGUAAUGUCCUUGCUUUGCUGGGAUCAGUUUCUUUUGUCUUGUUCAUUGGACAAAACCAUAAAGGUGUGGGUAGCUACUGAGAAUGGGAACCUGGAAGUAACGUACACUCACAACGAAGAAAAUGGUGUGCUUAAUCUUCGUGGAAUGCCCGACUUGGAAUCAAAGCCUGUCUUGCUGUGCGCAUGCAACUGCAAUUACGUUCGGCUCUUUGAUCUGCCCUCGUUUUCCGAGAGGGGUAAAAUUUUUGCUAAUCAGGAGAUUAAAGCCAUUGAAGUAGGUCCUGGUGGCCUGUUUUUCACCGGCGAUGGAACUGGUUUUAAAGUGUGGAAAUGGGCAGAACCAGUUGCCACAUCCUGAUGCCUUGCACCAUUUUAUAACAUAUUCAUCAGACUGUAUUUAUGGCGGUACUAUUUCAUUUUGCUCAUCCUUCCGGGGAGGUUUUCGAGCUUGCGGGAGCAAUCACGGUUUGGAGAAAAUAAUUCUUCGUUCCUGGUGGAAUGCUUACUAGCACUGAGCAUCUUAUUGUGUGCCAUAAAGUUCAUAGAAAUAACACAGAAAAUGUGCAGCAGCCUGAUCACCGACGAAUACGAUUCGUCGAGAAUGAUUAGUAGUCAUGUGCCAAAUUGAGUGGGGAGUUUUACAGGAGUUUGGGAUGGAAAAUUGAGUUAGCAGAUUUUGAGUUCUGUAUUUGAGACAUUUUAUGUUAUUUAAAACUCUUUAAGAGCAUGAAUUAACUGAGAAAAUUGUUAUCAGCAAAUAAAUAAAUAGGCAGAUGC
Molecule: messenger RNA, 1939 nt
Organism: Hibiscus syriacus
Lineage: Eukaryota; Viridiplantae; Streptophyta; Magnoliopsida; Malvales; Malvaceae
Product: zinc finger CCCH domain-containing protein 48-like
Exons: 9
Coding region: 243-1520 (425 amino acids)
Molecular function (GO): protein binding; metal ion binding
Source: RefSeq, a predicted model, not a curated record